Molecule: messenger RNA, 3698 nt
Organism: Acaulospora colombiana
Lineage: Eukaryota; Fungi; Glomeromycota; Glomeromycetes; Diversisporales; Acaulosporaceae
Source: the annotation of a GenBank genome assembly
GAAAAUCAAAUCUCAUGGAUGCAAUUUCCUUCGUUCUGGGAAUUAAAUCUGCACAGCUACGUUCCACGCAGUUAAGGGAACUGAUUUAUAGAGGAAGAGCCAUGCAGGACGAAGAGGAUGAAGACGCGGAUCACAUAACUCCGGAAGGGUAUAUAGAAAGUCCGAAACGAGCAUGGGUUAUAGCUGUGUAUAAAGAUGAUAACGAUGAGGAAAUUAACUUUCAACGAAGCAUUACGAAAAAUGGUUCGAGCGAAUAUAGAAUCAAUGACGAAGUGGUUACAUUCUCAGCAUAUAAUGCAGAACUGGAAAAGCGAAACAUCUUGGUGAAGGCUAGAAACUUUUUGGUUUUCCAGUAUCGAGAAAAUGUAAUGAGUUUUCGAAACAUCGAUAACUUGAUUAUGAAACUUAAAAUUCUUUUAAAGGGUGAUGUAGAAGCUAUCGCAUCACAAUCACCAAAGGAUCUAACUAGACUUAUUGAACAGAUUAGUGGCUCUCUGGAAUUUAAGGCCGAAUAUGAAAGGCUGAAGAUACAGCAGGAACGAGCAACGGAAAAUUCAGCAUUUAAUCUCAAUAAAAAACGUGGUAUUAAUUCAGAAAUACAAGAAUAUCAAAAACAAAAGGCUCAAGCGCAACAAUACGAAAAACUACAAGAAGAAAAGGUACAAAUUAUUGUUGACUGUCUUUUAUGGAAAUUGUUUCAUAUUCAAGAAGACAUAAGAGAAUAUCGGGAAAAAAUAAAUAGUCAUAAUAACGUAAUUACAGAAAAGCAGAAUCUACAGAAAGAGUAUGACGCAGAACUGAAACAAGCCAGGAUUGGGCAGUCAAAAGUUCACAGAGAACAUUACCAAGUGGAAAAGGAGAUUAAGUUAAAAGAAAAAGAAUUGGAGGAAAAGCGCCCUGCUUUGCUUACAGUAGACGAGAAAAUCGCUCACUCUAAAAGAAAACUAAACCAAUUUGAGCAAAAUGCAGAAGGCGUACGAAAGGAUUUUGAGCGACAGUCUAAACGCGUCGAAGUACUGCAAUCGGAAUUGGAUAAAAUUACCGGGGAUGCCGAACAAUAUGAAGCUUCAUUAAAUGCUGAAAGUAGUAACAGCAAGAAGAGCGCGAACUUAAACGCCGACGAAAUUGCGGAGUACAACAGAAAGAGAGAAGAAGCCAACAAAAAGAUUAUUACUGAAAAACAACAGCUAGAAAAUUUCCGUCGACAAGAAAAGACGUGUCGCGAGUCAACACAGCGGUUGAAAGAGAAGAUGGAGGAUUUAGAUCGACGUCGUAGACAGCUGGAGGAAGAAAGUUUAUCUUUAUCGGAUCACAAAGACAAGGGAACUACAUAUGUGGAACAAUUACGAUCGGAUCUUGAAAAAUCAAAAAAGGAGCUACAGUCAGCUAUAGUUGAAAGAGAAUCGAUUAGUCGUCAAGAAAUUUACCUAAAUCGUGAGUUGCAAGAAGUUCUUAACAAAAUUACUGUGGCAAAUGUGGAUCAAAAUGAAUCUGAAAGAGAGCAGAGGAUGAAGGAAUGCAUAGAAAGCCUGAAGAGAGUUUUUUCCGGCGUACACGGGCGUCUUUUGGAUCUAUUCACUCCAAGUCAAAGAAAAUAUGCCGUUCCAGUCUCAAUUAUUCUUGGAAGAAACUUGGACGCGAUUAUCGUUGAACAACAAAAAACUGCCAUCGAAUGUAUCCAGUAUAUGAGAGAACAACGACUUGGACAUGCAACAUUCAUUCCCCUUGAUACGAUUGUGGUUAAACCGAUAAACGACAAAUAUAGGAGUUUUAUGAAAGGAGCAAGAUUGGCCAUCGAUGUUAUUACAUACAAUGACCAACUAGAACGCGCGUUCCAAUAUGCAUGCGGAAAUACUUUAGUUUGUGAUACUCUCGAUAUCGCAAAGCAUAUAUGUUACGAAAGGAAUCAACAGAUAAAAGCCGUUACUCUCGAUGGCACUAUAAUCCAUAAAAGUGGGUUGAUCACAGGCGGGCAUAGCGAUGAUAUUCUUUCAGGCGCGAAAAGAGUAACUGAAAAGAAACGCAUGGAUACGUUGGAAGGAUUAAAACGACAAAGAGAUGAAAUUUUUUCCAAGCUGAGUAAUCUCGGUAAAUCGAAACGGAGAGGAAAUUUUGAAGAACAAAAGAAAAGUGAAAUAUCUGGUUUGGAAUCUAGACUCGAACUUUCUCAACAGGAUCUGUUCGAGGUCACAAAAAAGUUAGAGGCAGUCAACGAUGAAUUAGGCGUUAUUGCUAAUGAAGUGGUAAAACUUCAGCCAACGCUGGAUCAGGCACAAACUGAACUUACGCGUAUAAAUGAGCAAAUUGUUCUAUUAGAGAAUAAAAUAAAUUUGAUUGAGGAUGACGUUUUUGGAGACUUUUGCCGUAAAAUUCGAGUCGCAAAUAUUCGUGAUUAUGAGCAGAGACAGCUUAAGAUGGCCCAAGAAAUCGCUGAAAAUAGACUUAGAUUUACGACGCAAAGGUCACGCCUUCAAAAUCAGUUAAAGUUUGAAUCAGAACAGCGAAAUGAAACACAAGAUCGACUUAAUAGGUUAGAGGCCGCUAUACGAGAUGACGAGCACAGGUUGUCAGAGCUUGAAAAAGAGAAGAAUCAAUUGCUGAGUGAUAAAAGACGUAUUUCCGAUGAAAUUACUAAAAAGCAAGAAAAACUUAAUGAAAUUAAAAAGGAAUUUGAUAUAAGAACGGACGCUGUUAAUUCAGCAAAGAGGCAAUUAUCACAAUUAAAUAAAGAAAUCGACAAGAUGAUGAAGGAAGUUAUUAAUAAGGAAUCAGACAUAGAGAAACUGGAGGCUGAUAGGUUUUCCAUAUUUCGUAAAUGUAAAUUGGAAGAAAUAGAGUUGCCGCUCUUGAGGGGAUCGCUCGAUGAAGUUUUAAUAAGAGACUCGUAUCAAGAUGAUGCUAUGGAUACCGACGAUGGCGAUGACAUUGCAUCAAGUAGUAGAGUAAAUUCAAAUCUGGAUGUUCAGGUUGAUUUUGAUUCCUUGACAGAAGAUCUUAUGGAGAAUAAUGGGAUAGAAAUCGCGAAAGACUUUGAAAAAAAGAUUGACGAAAUAUCAGCAAAAAUGGAAGAGAUUGCGCCCAGCCUAAAGGCCAUUGAAAGACUUGACGGUAUCGAACAACGUUUGCAGGAUACUGAAAAGGAAUUUGAUAACGCGAGACGAGAAGCAAAAUCGGCUAAAGAGGCAUUUAAUGCCGUUAAACAAGACCGGUAUAAACAUUUCCAUGAAGCAUAUGAACAUAUUGCCGAAAAUAUUGAUAAGAUUUAUAAAGAUUUGACAAAGAGUCGUAGUUUCCCCUUGGGAGGGACUGCAUAUCUUAGUUUGGAGGAUACAGAGGAACCUUAUUUGGAUGGGGUAAAGUAUCAUGCUAUGCCUCCGAUGAAACGUUUUCGUGAUAUGGAACAAUUAUCUGGUGGUGAAAAAACGAUGGCAGCAUUGGCAUUGUUAUUCGCGAUUCACAGUUAUCGACCGUCGCCUUUCUUUGUGCUUGAUGAAGUUGAUGCUGCUUUAGAUAAUACGAAUGUCGGGAAAAUUGCGAAUUAUAUUCGGGAACAUGCUUCAGACAACUUCCAGUUCAUUGUCAUUUCACUUAAGAGCACGUUAUAUGAGAAAGCUCAGGCUCUCGUUGGAAUAUACAGAGAUCAAGAAAUGAACAGUAGUAAGACAUUGACCCUACAGCUGGACAAAUACAAGGAAUAA